Messenger RNA from Saccharomycopsis crataegensis, 885 nucleotides. It is a transcript of the gene MTR3, whose product is annotated as exosome non-catalytic core subunit MTR3. Lineage: Eukaryota; Fungi; Ascomycota; Saccharomycetes; Ascoideales; Saccharomycopsidaceae. Gene Ontology annotation, biological process: U4 snRNA 3'-end processing; poly(A)-dependent snoRNA 3'-end processing; nuclear mRNA surveillance. The transcript has a single exon. Gene Ontology annotation, cellular component: nuclear exosome (RNase complex); cytoplasmic exosome (RNase complex); nucleolus. Bases 1 to 885 code for a protein of 294 amino acids. The record is from RefSeq and is a predicted model, not a curated record.
AUGUCGGAUAGAAGAAGAAUCACAGGGCCAGAAAGCGCUCUUCCAUUAGUAUUUGCGCCAACUCCUAACAAUCAAUCAACAACCAAAUCACCACAGGAGAAGACUAAUAGCGGGAUAAGGAACUUCUUCAUAAAGACCGGGAUUGUUUCUAAUUGUAAUGGGUCAUGUUUUUUGGAGGUUGAUAAUACAACAAUUAUUGUAUCGGUGUAUGGCGCCAAACCAAUUAGAGGCUCAUCAGUUACAUCAGCUUCAUUCAGUGUAAUGACGAAAGUUAGCAAUAAUUUGGAAGAAUUAUCUAACUUCACUAGCUCAGAUUUGUCACAUAGUAAGGAGGAGAAGGAAGAACAGAAACUAGCGAAAGAAGAUGAAUAUGUUACCACCAACCAAAUUGGUAAAACCCAACUUUCUUUGGUCGAACAGAAACUCUCUACUUACAUUCAGACUGCAUUUUUGCCAUCAAUACUACUUGAAAAGUACCCUAAAUCAAGUAUUGAGGUGUUUAUAAAUAUCUUGACUAACGAUUCACACACCAACAGUAGCUUAUUGUCAUUAAUUACUUGGUGUGCCAAUUGUACAUCUCUCGCUCUCGUGGAUUCAGGAAUCGAACUAAAGGACAUGGUAUCUACUGGAAUAGCGAAAUUAACAGAUGACCAAACCGUGGUUAUCGACCCAUCGUAUUCAAAUGAAGGGAGAAAAACUGUUGGCGGUCAAGAAGUGAGGGCCGUGGCCUCUUAUAUGAGUGUAACAGACACUGUUGUUGGACUAAUGAUUGAGAGCGAGGAAGGUGUCAAUGGAGAAAUGAUUGAGAAAGUCAUUGAUGGAUGUAAUACCAUGGCGAGAGAAAUCAGAAGCAAUAUGAAUGGGUUCUUGGUUAGUACAAUGUGA